Armigeres subalbatus is the source of this 2617-nucleotide messenger RNA. RefSeq names its product serine/threonine-protein kinase Pink1, mitochondrial (gene Pink1). The transcript is spliced from 8 exons. Gene Ontology annotation, cellular component: mitochondrion. NCBI's taxonomy places the organism in Eukaryota, Metazoa, Arthropoda, Insecta, Diptera, Culicidae. Bases 243 to 2375 code for a protein of 710 amino acids. Gene Ontology annotation, molecular function: protein serine/threonine kinase activity; ATP binding. Gene Ontology annotation, biological process: autophagy of mitochondrion; regulation of apoptotic process; positive regulation of mitochondrial fission. The record is from RefSeq and is a predicted model, not a curated record.
GCGAGUUAAACUUAUUUAUUUUUCAUUGGGGGAAUGACUGAUGAAUAAAGAACAGCUGCCUUUCAAACAAAAAUAAAAACAGUGAAAAUUUCUCAGAUUUUGCAUGGAAAUUAGCUGUGAAGGUAUUUUAAACUAUUCUAAAAACUACGCAAAUUUUCCGACUGCAGCUGCUGGUGGAAAAAUCAAUUUCAGAGUGUUGGUCGAGUAGGAAGAAAGGUUGAAGAAAAUUACGCAAAAAGAAAAUGUCGUUUCGGCUUCUGACGACUCGCAUUUACAAACAUGGUCGAUUGCUGGUCCAGAGCUACUUCAAGCGAGACAUUCACGUCAACAUUUUGGACCAGGGUCGCAAUCGGAGCAUUCCCAGCGAAUUCAAAGCUGGCGGAGCGCUCAACCGGCAGGAACUGAAUCAGCAUCUCCGGACCAACAGCUUCCUACGUUUCGGCAGCCAAGCCCGGCGCCUCUUUGUUGAUAAUGUGCUAAACCGGGUGACUAAUCCUUUCUCGGCUGAGCUACGCCAGCAAGCUGCUAAACGGCUUAUGUUUGGCGAUUCAACGCCGUUCUUUGCUUUGGUAGGAGUUAGCCUAGCCUCUGGAGAUGGAAUGCUUACCAAGGAUGACGAGCUGGAAGCUGUUUGCUGGGAAAUUCGGAACGCGGUAUCUAAAUUUCAAACCAAAGCUGGUGAGCAGGACAUAGAAAAACGUCUAGAUGAAGACCUCGGUCUGGAUACUUUGAAUAUUGGACCACCACUGGCUAAGGGAUGUUCAGCUGUAGUCUACGCAGCAGCGCUUAAGGAUGAAAACGAAUCUAACGAUAUGAACACCAGUGUCCCAAGUGCUUCUGCAGAACACAUUGAGCCGAGUGUUGAACCUGAACAGCUGCUUUCUCCAACGCAGAACAUGGGACGAUUCAUUCACAACUUUGGUGGUAGCCUAGACAAUCUGCAUGGCGGGGGUUUUAGCGAAAGCCCUCGUUACAGUGCGACCACACCUUUGCAACGUAAUCUGCAGGAUAUGGGCAUUGACGGUCUCAGGCAAGUGCUCGGACAGGAUGACGAGCAGCCAAAAACCGAGACACAAUCUAUCCGAGAAACGAAACGAGGUCGGGUUCGGUUUGAAAGCGAGAGCGUAGCAAGCCGACGAUCCCGACUGUUAUCCGAUGCAGUUGACGAAUACCUAUAUGUACGGUCCGGCGAUAGUGAUUUGAUUGCUACGCUUCAUGAUUAUAACAUGGAUGCAACUAUGGAAGAAUACCCACUUGCCCUGAAAAUGUUAUUCAACUACGAUAUCCAAAGUAAUGCUAUGGCAAUUCUGAAGGCAAUGUACAAAGAGACAGUGCCGGCAAAAAGAAGAAAUCCAGCGGAAACGGAAAAUUGGGAAAAAUCACUAAUGGAAAGAACAGCCUUCCUACCUCCCCACCCGAACGUGGUCGAAAUGUACGGAGUUUUUUGUGAUCAAAUCCCUGAUUUGCAUAUGUCUUCUUCGCUUUAUCCAAUGGCGUUGCCACCCCGCAUAAACCCCCACGGCUACGGCCGUAAUAUGAGCCUAUUUCUGCUGAUGAAACGCUACAACUGUAGUCUACAUGACUACCUUUCCCAGACGUCAUCCCUUGAUCUUAGAACACGCAUCCUACUGUUUGCACAAUUGCUGGAAGCGGUCGCACAUCUGAACCGCUAUGGAGUGGCCCAUCGCGAUCUGAAAAGUGACAACAUCUUAAUCGAAGUACGACCAAACAUGCCACCGAACUUGGUCCUGUCGGACUUUGGUUGUUGUAUUGCGGACAAGUCCUAUGGUCUGCAGCUGCCGUAUUCUUCCGAGGAAAUCGACAAAGGAGGCAACACUGCUCUGAUGGCACCGGAAAUAAUCAACAAGCAACCCGGGACUUUUUCUGUGCUAAAUUAUACCAAGUCCGACUUGUGGGCGUGUGGAGCCAUCGCUUACGAAAUCUUCGGUUCCAAUAACCCAUUUUACGGUGGAAAGAACGAUCCGAGCACUUUGAAAAAUGUUAGCUAUAAAGAUAAUCAGCUUCCUCAAAUGCAUGAGAGCGUACCGCAGGUUGUACAGAAGUUAGUUGAGAACAUGCUGCGUAGGAAUCCAAACGAGCGGCUCAGUCCUGAUGUAGCGGCUAAUGUGAUGCAGCUUUUCUUGUGGUCUCCAUCAUCUUGGAUGAAGUCCAGCUUCAGCCCGUCCAGCAGCGAGAUACUCCAAUGGUUGCUAAGUUUGACAACGAAAAUUCUGUGCGAGGGUCGCCUUCAGCCGGAUAUCGAAACCAUGGGUCGCCGAACCUACACGGAGUAUUUGCUGAUAUCUAGCUUUUUGGCACGUGCCCGCAUUCAGCGCAUCAAACGUGCGCUGGACUGGAUCCAUGCCGAACAAUAGACCCGAUAGUGUGAAGUGAUAUUACAUUUUAUUGUACAGUGUUAUUUAGACUUAUGAGAUUUGUAUAUUUAUGUGCUAAUUAAAACCCUCUAUCUAAACAUCCACUAAGAGAAAUGAUCUGUAAUUGAGGAAAAUGUUUGAUUUUGCGUUCAAUUGUAUGCAGCAAAUUGAAGAUUUAUAUUUGAAACUUAUUGUUAUUAAUCAUAAUAUACAUAAAUCAAUAACGCUAACCACAAAAAGUA